UCGCGGAGCGCCGGGCUGCGAGCCGAGGACCGGGAUCCGCAGGGAGCUGUCCGCGGUGCGCGCGCCGGAGCGGAGCGGGGCUCGCCGGCCUCCGAGGCUCCGAGGAUAUCGCUCCUGCGACAAGUCUGCGGAGGGCACACGAGUGCGCGGCGAGGUGGCCGCGGCCCUGGGUCCCUCGCGCUCGCGGCUCAGUGCGGCUCGGCCGGCCGAGGUUAUGGACUCAGAGGAUGACCCCUUGCUGCAGGACUUGUGGCUAGAGGAAGAGCAGGAGGAGGAAGAAGCCACAGGGGAGCCCGUUAGGGGGGCCCAGAUGUCAGGGCCCCGGCCCCGGGCAGGCGGCCAGUGUUGCUGGCGGCGCUGGACUCUUCCGUCCCGGCCCCCAGACUCUGGUUUCUGGAGCACCCUGGGCUGGGCCUUCACCAACCCGUGCUGCGCCGGGCUAGUGCUCUUUCUGGGCUGCAGCAUCCCCAUGGCCUUGUCGGCUUUCAUGUUCCUCUAUUACCCACCGCUGGACAUUGACAUCUCUUACAACGCCUUUGAGAUCCGCAACCACGAGGCCUCCCAACGCUUCGACGCCCUAGCGUUGGCGCUCAAAUCUCAGUUUGGAUCCUGGGGUCGCAACCGGCGGGACUUGGCAGACUUUACAUCUGAGACGCUUCAGCGCCUCAUCUCGGAGCAACUACAGCAGCUCCAUCUCGGAAAUCGCUCGCGCCAGGCUUCCAGAGCUCCGCGCGCUGUCCCGGCGGCCACCUGGAACACCUAUGUAAGGCAAAAGCCAAUAGCCAAUCAGGGUGGGCGUCUUAGGCGUGAGGCCCCGCCCCCGAAGGAUCUAGCAGCCAACCAGAGUGGCCCUUCAGAGGAUCCGCCCACGGGCAACAGUGGGCGGUACCAGCCUAGUGUUCCGCCCCCCACGACUGCAGCGACCAAUCAGAGCCGUGCCCGCCGGGGCGCCUCGCGCUGGGACUACUCAAGGGCCUAUGUGAGCGCCAACACCCAGACCCAUGCGCACUGGCGCAUCGAGCUUAUCUUCCUUGCUCGCGGUGACGCGGAGCGCAAUAUUUUCACCAGUGAGAGACUGGUCACGAUCCACGAGAUUGAGCGCAAGAUCAUGGACCACCCGGGUUUCCGGGAGUUCUGCUGGAAGCCCCACGAGGUGCUCAAAGACCUGCCCCUCGGCUCCUACUCCUACUGCUCCCCGCCCAGCUCGCUCAUGACCUACUUCUUCCCUACCGAGAGGGGCGGCAAGAUCUACUAUGAUGGCAUGGGCCAGGACCUGGCGGACAUCCGGGGCUCCCUAGAGCUGGCCAUGACUCACCCGGAGUUCUACUGGUACGUGGAUGAGGGCCUCUCCGCUGACAAUCUGAAGAGCUCCCUGCUGCGCAGUGAGAUCCUGUUUGGGGCGCCUCUGCCCAACUACUACUCAGUGGACGACCGCUGGGAGGAGCAGCGGGCCAAGUUUCAGAGCUUCGUGGUCACCUACGUGGCCAUGCUGGCCAAGCAGUCCACUAGCAAAGUCCAGGUCCUCUAUGGCGGGACCGACCUCUUUGACUAUGAGGUGCGCAGGACCUUCAACAACGACAUGCUCUUGGCCUUCAUCAGCAGCAGCUGCAUUGCCGCCCUUGUCUACAUCCUCACCUCCUGCUCAGUGUUCCUGUCCUUCUUCGGGAUUGCCAGCAUCGGCCUCAGCUGCCUGGUGGCACUCUUCCUGUACCAUGUGGUCUUUGGCAUCCAGUACUUGGGCAUCCUCAACGGUGUGGCUGCCUUUGUGAUAGUGGGCAUCGGUGUGGAUGAUGUGUUCGUGUUCAUCAACACGUACCGCCAGGCCGUGCACCUGGAGGACCCACAGCUGCGCAUGAUCCAUACCAUCCAGACGGCGGGCAAGGCCACCUUCUUCACCUCCCUGACCACGGCCGCUGCCUAUGCUGCCAACGUAUUCUCCCAGAUCCCGGCCGUGCACGACUUCGGGCUCUUCAUGGCGCUCAUUGUGUCCUGCUGCUGGCUGGCCGUGCUCUUUACCAUGCCCGCCGCGCUGGGCCUCUGGAGCCUCUACCUGGCGCCGCUGGAGGGCUCCUGCCGGGCUAGCUGCCACCAGAAGUGUGGCCGCAAGAGCUCCUUGCACUUCCCGGGGGAUGUGUUUGCCACCGCUGAGCGGGCUGGGGACAGCCCUGCCCAGGGCCCCAUACCCUACCUGGAUGACGACAUCCCCCUGCUGCAUGUGGACGAGGAGCCCGUGUCACUGGAGCUGGGAGAUGUGUCCCUCGUGUCUGUGCCCGCCCUUGGCCUGCAGCCAGCCCCCGACACAGACAGCCGGGGCCAGCUUCUCGGACAGCUGCAGGAACUGCUACACCACUGGGUCCUGUGGUCAGCAGUCAAGAGCCGCUGGGUCAUCGUGGGGCUCUUCGUGUCCACCCUCAUCCUGUCCCUGGUGUUCGCCAGCCGGCUCCGCCCUGCCAGCCGAGCACCACUGCUCUUCCGGCCCGAUACGAACAUCCAGGUGCUGCUGGACCUCAAGUACAACCUGAGCGCCGAGGGCAUCUCCUGCAUCACCUGUUCAGGUCUGUUCCAGGAGAAGCCUCACAGCCUGCAGAGCAACAUCGGGACAUCGCUGGAGAAAAGGAAGCGAGGCUCUGGGGCUCCCUGGGCCGGCCGACCUGAGGCCACCCCACAGGACAUGGCAAGCACUGUGUACAUCUCCAAGGUGAAGAAUAAAGGUCGCCCAGCUGUCUACAGGCUGUCCCUCAAUGCCAGCACACCCGCCCCGUGGCAGGCCGUGGCCCCUGGGGACGGAGAGGUGCCCUCCUUCCAGGUGUAUAGAGCGCCUUUUGGUGACUUCACCAAGAAGCUGACCGCUUGUAUGUCUACAGUAGGGCUGGUCCAGGCCGCGAGCCCCGCCCGCAAGUGGAUGCUGACGACCUUGGCCUGUGACGCCAGGCGGGGCUGGAAGUUUGACUUCAGCUUUUACGUGGCCGCCCAGGAGCAGCAGCACACCCGGAAGCUGUACUUUGCCCAAUCCCACAAGCCCCCCUUCCACGGGCGCGUGUGCACGGCACCCCCCGGCUGCCUGCUCAGCUCCAGCCCUGACGGGCCAACCAAAGGCUUCUUCUACGUGCCCAGCGAGAAAGUGCCCAGGGCCCGCCCCUCGGCCACAUUUGGCUUCAACCCCUGCGUGAACACGGGCUGCGGGAAGCCGGCGGUGCGGCCUCUGGUGGACACCGGGGCCAUGGUCUUCGUGGUCUUUGGCAUUCUUGGCAUCAACCGCACCCACCAGCUGGACAACCACGUCCUUGGAGAGCCGGGCAGCGUCAUCUACGACAGCAGCUUUGACCUCUUCAAAGAAAUCGGGCACCUGUGUCACCUCUGCAAGGCCAUCGCUGGCAACUCAGAGCUGGUGAAGCCCGGCGGGGCCCAGUGCCUGCCCUCAGGCUACAGCAUCUCCACCUUCCUGCGGAUGCUGCACCCAGCGUGCAAGGAGCUGCCUGAGCCCAACCUUCUGCCCGGGCAGCUGUCCCACGGGGCGGUGGGCGUCAAGGAGGGCCGCGUGCAGUGGAUCUCCAUGGCCUUCGAGUCGACCACCUACAAGGGCAAGUCCUCCUUCCAGACCUACUCGGACUACCUGCGCUGGGAGAGCUUUCUCCAGCAGCAACUGCAGGCCCUCCCGGAGAGCUCAGCCCUGCACCACGGCUUCCAGACCUGCGAGCACUGGAAACAGAUCUUCAUGGAGAUCAUAGGAGUGCAGAGCGCCCUGUACGGCCUGGUCCUCUCCCUGCUCAUCUGUGUGGCCGCGGUGGCCGUGUUCACCACCCAUAUCCUGCUCCUGCUGCCCGUGCUUCUGAGCAUCCUAGGCAUCGUCUGCCUGGUGGUGACCAUCAUGUACUGGAGUGGCUGGGAGCUGGGCGCCGUGGAAGCCAUCUCGCUGUCCAUCCUGGUGGGCUCCUCCGUGGAUUACUGCGUGCACCUGGUGGAGGGCUACCUGCUGGCUGGAGAGAACCUGCCCCCCCACCAGGCCGAGGACCCCUGCGCACAGCGCCAGUGGCGGACACUGGAGGCCGUGCGGCACGUGGGCGUGGCCAUCGUGUCCAGCGCCCUCACCACCGUCAUCGCCACCGUGCCGCUCUUCUUCUGCAUCAUCGCCCCCUUCGCCAAAUUCGGCAAGAUCGUGGCACUCAACACGGGCGUGUCCAUCCUCUACACGCUCACCGUCAGCACUGCCCUGCUGGGCGUCAUGGCCCCCGGCUCCUUCACCCGGACCAGGACUUCCUUCCUCAAGGCCCUGGGCGCUGUGCUGCUGGCGGGGGCCCUGGGGCUGGGCACCUGCCUCGCGCUCCUCCACAGUGGCUAUAAGAUCCCCUUGCCCAGUGGGGCAGCCCUAUAGCCCCGCUGGGUCCUGACUGAUGCACCUCGGCCUGGAGGGUAGGGCCCAGCCCGCCCAGAGACCCUGGAGUCCCAGCCUGGCCACCCUGGAGUCCACACCACGUGCCUACAUUGUAGGCGUCACAGCUAGAGCUGAGCUGGGGCUGAUGGCAGCUGCCACCAUGCCCAGCUGAGCCUCAGGCAGCCUUGCUAGGCUCUGUCCACAGUGCCCCGGUCCAGCCCUCCUCCUGUGCCCAGUCACCAGGGGGCAGGUGAUCACCUUGGGGGCUCUCCCCUCACAUGUCCAGUGCUCACAGCCUGCAGGAGUAGGGGUUUUGAGUGCCCCAUUCUACAGACGUGGAAACUGAGGCACCGGGGAGCACAGUGACGGUCCUGGGGCUGGAUUAGCACAGAGCCAGCAGUGCCACCAAGGCCAGACUUCUGCAGGAAGAGCACAGAAGGUUCAAGUGGGGACCUCACGUGUCUGCUCCUUGUCCUCUCCCCUCAUCUUUGGCCACUGCUGGGUGACACCUGCAUCCUCUGUAGGCCGUUUGUUGCAGGCCAUGAGGGCAGGGGCACCAGCCUGGGGUUGUGCAUGUCCCAGUCCUGGCCCCGAGCUGGGGCUGCCUCCCGAGGCCCUCCUGGGCUGAGGUUCAGCAUGACUUUCCGCACAAGCCCAAGCCCCAUCUCCCCUGACGCGGCUCCGAGGGUGAUUUGUGGGGGCAGCCUGGUGGGGAGAGCUGGCAGGGCCCGGCGCCCGCUCAUGGCAGAUGGUUCCUAUUAAAGCGAAAUGAAACUGCA
This is a messenger RNA of Cavia porcellus (domestic guinea pig), 5151 nucleotides long. It is a transcript of the gene Disp3, whose product is annotated as dispatched RND transporter family member 3. Gene Ontology annotation, cellular component: membrane; cytoplasm. The coding region runs from base 215 to 4372 and encodes 1385 amino acids. The transcript is spliced from 21 exons. NCBI's taxonomy places the organism in Eukaryota, Metazoa, Chordata, Mammalia, Rodentia, Caviidae. The record is from RefSeq and is a predicted model, not a curated record.